Messenger RNA from Selaginella moellendorffii, 1509 nucleotides. RefSeq lists its product as uncharacterized. NCBI's taxonomy places the organism in Eukaryota, Viridiplantae, Streptophyta, Lycopodiopsida, Selaginellales, Selaginellaceae. The record is from RefSeq and is a predicted model, not a curated record. The transcript has a single exon. The coding region runs from base 1 to 1509 and encodes 502 amino acids.
AUGUCAGCAGAUCCUAAUGCUUCUAAAGUUCUGGAGGAUGCAUUCUUUGUUCGAGAAGAAGAAUGGGAGCAAGCUCGAAGUGAAGGUUAUGAAUUUAUUAUAAUUGGUAGCAGCUUUUGUGCUUUGGGCUUUGCCACUGAGCUGUUGCAGCGUAGUCCAGAUGCAAAAAUUCUUCUCUUGGAACGUGGUGGAUUCCUUUUGCCAGAUCAUGUACAAAACCUCCAUCCAAUCUUCAAAAGUAUCUUGCGGGGGACAUGUGAAACAUUCCCAUGGCAAUUUCAACAAAGUCCAGGAGUAGAGUUGCUACGAGGAAUUCUCCCAUUCUUUGGUGGGAAAUCGCUAGUAUGGAGUGGCUGGUGUCCCAAGCCAUGUCUAGAAUCAACAACUUCAUGGCCAUUAUCUUUUACUCAAGGUCUUCGUGAGUUUUUGGAAGCGGCAGAAGAUCUACUCCAAGUUGUCAGUUCAUCUGAAGUAUAUAAGGGAGAACUCCAGGCGGUACUAAAAAAUCUUUUGGAUGACAAUAUACACGACAAAAAGGUUAUGUUUGCACCAUUGGCUAUGGGAGGAGCUUUAUGUAAGAAGUUUUGCACUGCAGCUCCGUUACUGUCUCUGGCAAAGUCUCACAAAAAUUUCAAGAUUGCUACAAAUUGUUUGGUCUAUGAGAUUGUUAACAACAAUGGCACUGCAACAGCUUUAAAAACAAGUCGAGGAGAAGUGAAACUCUAUGAUACCAACAAAUUGGUAUUAUGUAUGGGGGCUAUUCCAUCUACAGCAUUAGUACUCAACUCGUUUCCAACAUUUCAUCAUAUCGGCAAAACUGUGGUAUGUCAAUUUAUUAGCUCCCUUGUUGCUCGCGUUCCAAGAGAAGAUUAUAAAUUAUCUCCUCCACAACAUUUGGAGCUUUCUGCCCUUUACAUUGAAGGUCAAAAAUAUCACAUCCAGGUGACAGGAAUGGAUAACCCAGACCCAGGAAAAAAUAAAGCAACAGCCACUAGACUUGCACCAGAUCUAGUGGCAAAUCCAACAGAAGAACAAAUGCAAUCAUCUAAAGAAGGGUUUGUUAUCUUGGUUUGUAUUGGGAUUGGAGAAUUCGGGGAGAACACAGAAUCAGGGGUUGAAAGGACCAACGGAGACCACCUCAAUUGUGAUAACAUCAAGAUUCACGUGAAGGAAUCCAAAGCAGAUCAAGCCGUUAAAACCAGGAUGGAGGACGCAAUGCAAGAUGUUUUGAGAGCCUUAUCUCCUCAAGGUAGAAUUGACUUCUGGGAUUCUUCAUGCAACAAAUGGAAGAAAACACUUCCCGGAGACGUUCGGAGUUCCAUCAUCAUAAACGAAAGCUCCACAAUGCCAAUUGAACAAAGUGUGGAUAUCAACUACCAACUCAAAGGCACCAACAAUGUAUUCCUGACAGGUAAUGCUAUCCUGCCAAUCCAAUGUGGCUCUUGGAAUCCCACCUUGACGAUUGUGGCUUUAGCCCGACAUCUGGGAGCUCAACUUGCAAAUAAUUAG